CUUCGUCGGUAAAGUCUCUCCCCAUUAUAUUUCGCACUGCGAAAUUCCGCCAAUAUAUUUCUCAUUUCUCUUUACGAUCUCUCUCUCUCUCUCUCUCUCUCUCUCUCUCUCAUCCCCUGCGUUCUGGAAUUCCGUAGCGCGUUAAGUUCUCCGGCCGCAUGGCUCCGACGAGGAUUCGAUGGGUUAGCUUCGCAGCUAUUUGUUUGGUUCUGAUCGCGAUUCCUUUUCCGGCGUCGGAAGCUUUGAUCGCCGGCCAGGAUGCCAAUCCUCCUUACCCUAAAGCCAUAUCUGAUUUAAAGGAAGCAAUUGUAAAGGGGUUGGGAUUCAAGGAGGAGGAUUUCAAGAUAUCUGGAUUUGAUUGGAGAGACAUCUUAGUGGGAAGGUCGGUGGCUUAUGAGUUUGAUGUUGAGAUUGAUAAUAAAGUUCUUCCCUUGAAGCUUCUAGAGGAUGUGAAUAGAUGGGAGUAUGUGGAUUUGCCCAUUUUCCGGGUACAGGACCCUGCAAGGCCUGGAGAGGCAAAUGGACUGGUGGAGAAGCACAAAUUGGACAGUGAGAUUCCUGUGUUAGCUCCAUUCACUUUGGCAGGGCCUAUGGAACUUUGGAUCCAGGAUGCCGAGAACAUGAGGCUUUCACUUCCUCAUGAUGUGGAUGCUGGUAAAGUGAAGAAAGUGGUGUUAGCAGAUGGUGCAAUGGUCACUGUUAAGGGUGCCAGAUCUGUAAGUCUCCGACAUCCGGUUGAGCUCCCACUCCCGUUUAAUAGAUCCCAGAAUGGGUUUGCCUCUGGUUUGUUAGCUCUGGCAGAACAUCUACGUCGUGCUUCCCGCACUGAAGGUGGCCCUGUGCUGUCACUCCGCAUUGUUGGCCCAACAUCUCUCACAUCGCCCACUUCAUCAUCACCCUCUUCAGCUAAUAGGCUUAAACUUAAGCGCCUGGCACCCGGCCUAGUAGAGCUAUCGUCAGUGCCUAAAAUGAAACCCAUGGCCAUGGAUGCCAUCUCCACCAUUGAUCUCCGGAAAGAGUCCACAGCCCUCUUAACUCCCGUUCAAUUCACUACAUUGUGGCCACUCGUAUCAGUCAAUAGUUCACAUUCUAACUUGCUUGGUUUUGAGGCCUUGCUUUCAUCUGUGCUGGGUCCUAAGGCAAAUAAAAAGGGUUCUUUCAAGUUGCUGAGGGCAGAUGUAUCUGCUCAGACUUUCGUGAAGAUAGGUUUCGGAUUGGAGAAGAUGUUGAAAGAGGGGGACAAAGGGUUCAAUUGGGAGAGUUUUCCCGAGUGGAUGACGAAGCCCGAGUCUGUGAGAAUGCAUUUUGAAGUGUUGGCCAAAGUAGAUGGGGACAAAGUUGUACCUGAGAGAGUGGUGCAGGUUGAUCCUAUAACUAUAGAGAACACCAUGACACCAAAUAUGCUCUCAGGCAAUGUAAGCAUGUCUAAAGCUCCCAUUGUUCAUCCUCCUCCAAUUCCAUUCACAUUAUAAAUUCCCCAGAGGAAGUAGUUGAGAAUCCAAGCCAUAUUGUAUAGGUAAAUUUUUUUUUUUCUUUUCUUUUCUUUUUAUUUUACACUCUCUCUGGGUUUUAAUCAUGCUCUUAAAAGAGCUAAAGAGA
Messenger RNA from Ipomoea nil (Japanese morning glory), 1599 nucleotides. RefSeq lists its product as uncharacterized. The transcript has 3 exons. The record is from RefSeq and is a predicted model, not a curated record. The coding region runs from base 159 to 1472 and encodes 437 amino acids. NCBI's taxonomy places the organism in Eukaryota, Viridiplantae, Streptophyta, Magnoliopsida, Solanales, Convolvulaceae.